AUGCUACAAAACGGAAAAGCAAAAGUUAUAGUGAAGAGUAAAAGGGGAAGUAGGAAUUCGGAUGAAGCAUCCUGCAAAUGCUACUGCCAAGAUGGCAAACGAAUUAGCUAUCCAUACGGCUGGAUUAGUACUAUUACUACUACUACUGCUACUAAUAAUACCGCAUCUAUUGAACAUGAUGAUUUCAUCGAUGAGUCGUCGCAGUCGACUGCAGAAGGCCGUUGUUCAUCAACAGUAAAAUUAGGUCACACCGAACAAAUAUCCUAUCAGGCAGUACAUCCACUUGCAAUGAGACGUACCGAAAGUCAAACAUUGGAAAGGAAGCCAAGUGUUUCAACUCAAGUACUGAGUGCUCUUAUUGGAAAUUCAGGAGGUAGUACAUAUAGUCGAACAAUGGGUAAAGUUAUGCGAGUUCUUGUAGCCGGAUCGAAAAGGGUGGGAAAAACUGCAUGCUUAGAACAACUGGCUUGUCUCAGUGAUAUCACCGAUCAGCCUUAUGUACCUACGAUUGAAGACACAUAUCAAGUGCAGAUGGAUUAUGGAGAUCGGCCUAAAGAAAUUAUGGUUUUUCACGAUACGGCCGGAAUUAGUGAGAGUGGCCCAAUUGAUCUCAAGCGAUGCUACAUUCAGGUAGCGGACGCAUUUUUGUUAAUUUACUCGGUUGUUGACCACGAAACGUUCAAUAGAAUGGAUAUGUUGAAAAAAACGAUCGACAAACAGUUUGGUAAAGAUAAGAAGGAGGUGCCCAUAGUUGUUUUGGGAAAUAUGACUGAUCUUCCAGGCAGAAAAGUUGAUAGUGAAUUCGCGCGGAGUUGGGCUACUAAAGAAAAAGUAAAAUUAUAUGAAGUAACUGCAAAGAAUCGUAAUACAUUGGUUGAUUUAGUGAUCUAUUUAGGAAGCCGACACUUUCACUCACAGCGGGAAUCAAAAUUUUCUUUUUCUAAGAAGCUGAAAGCUGAAAAAUCUAACACUGCCAUAAUGAUGGAUUUAUGA
Molecule: messenger RNA, 993 nt
Organism: Cercopithifilaria johnstoni
Lineage: Eukaryota; Metazoa; Nematoda; Chromadorea; Rhabditida; Onchocercidae
Source: the annotation of a GenBank genome assembly